Molecule: messenger RNA, 1177 nt
Organism: Chaetura pelagica (chimney swift)
Lineage: Eukaryota; Metazoa; Chordata; Aves; Apodiformes; Apodidae
Gene: DECR1
Product: 2,4-dienoyl CoA reductase 1, mitochondrial
Exons: 11
Coding region: 1-1041 (346 amino acids)
Biological process (GO): fatty acid beta-oxidation
Cellular component (GO): mitochondrion
Molecular function (GO): 2,4-dienoyl-CoA reductase (NADPH) activity
Source: RefSeq, a predicted model, not a curated record
AUGUCCACAAUCACACUGGCUACCAGGUGGAGAGUAAAUUUCUUCCUACUGGGAAUUGCUUCUUUGUACCUGAGGGGUAAUUUAAAUCCUUGGCCUGAAAUGUUUUUCAACUGUGGGCCUAAUGUGCUGCAUCAAGACAACAGAGCCCCGCAAGCUGCAUUCUUUUCACCUCUUCAAAAAGUGAUGUUGCCACCAAAUACCUUCCAAGGAAAAGUGGCCUUUAUAACUGGUGGAGGUACUGGACUUGGCAAAGGGAUGACAACAACUUUGUCCAGCUUAGGUGCCAAGUGUGUUAUAGCGAGCCGGAAGCUCGAUGUUUUGAAAGGAACAGCAGAAGAAAUUUCUUCUAAAACAGGGAAUAAGGUUCAUGCCAUCCAGUGCGAUGUCAGAGAUCCAGCUUCAGUUAAGAAUGCUGUAGCUGAAGCAAUCCAAGUGGCAGGACAUCCUGAUAUUGUGAUAAACAACGCAGCUGGAAACUUCAUUUCCCCUUCUGAGCGACUUUCUGCUAAUGCAUGGAAAACAAUAACUGAUAUUGUGCUUAAUGGUACUGCUUUUGUAACUCUGGAAAUCGGAAAGGAGCUCAUUAAAGUACAAAAAGGAGCAGCAUUUCUGGCUAUCACAACAAUUUAUGCAGAAAGUGGUUCAGGAUUUGUGUUGCCAAGUGCCUCUGCCAAAGCUGGUGUAGAAGCAAUGAGCAAGUCACUUGCGGCUGAAUGGGGUAAAUAUGGCAUGAGAUUCAAUGUGAUUCAACCAGGUCCAAUAAAAACAAAGGGUGCUUUUAGCCGCCUUGACCCAACAGGCACAUUUGAAAAGAAAAUGAUUGAGAGGAUUCCCUGCGGCCGUCUGGGAACUGUAGAAGAAAUUGCAAAUCUUGCUGCCUAUUUCUGCAGUGACUAUGCAAGCUGGGUUAAUGGAGCAGUUAUUAGAAUGGAUGGUGGAGAAUAUGUUUCUAUGGCAGGAGAAUUCAAUGAUUUGAAGAAGGUUACCAAAGAGCAGUGGGAUAUAAUGGAAGCAAUGAUUAGAAAAACAAAAGGGUCCUAAAUUAUGUGACUGGAAUAUGGUGGAGAUUUUUCGACAUGAACCACUACUUUUUCAUGAAUACUUACAAAUAACCAAUAGAGAGCUAGCCUUUAAGAUACUUCUUACGCUGAUUUCAAUAAAAUAUUUUGAAAUUGUC